AACGGGCAGAAGCUGAGCCCUCGGACUUCUUUUUUGCUUGAGGACAGAUUCGAAGGCCCUAAAAGGGCUUGGAUUCCCCAUACCGCAUCUCACGAACCGACUAAUAAAGGAGGGAACCUCCGGAAAAAGCCGAGGAAGGCACAGGCACUCACAUAGACCGCAGGCGGCAGGAAAUCAAGAGACAUGGAUCUGGAGAAUAUGUGUUCAGCUUCGGCUCUACAGGCUCUCUCCAAGCUUCUCAGCUCUCCAGAGGAGGAGGAGGAAGAGUUGGAGCAGGUGUCAUACCCAUCAUCUGCUGUUGGAGCCCUGAGUCCUGGAAAUAUUGGACCAGCCAAGAAAGAAGAAUCCAAAGUCAACCCUCCAAAUAAGACUGAAAAUAGAAAGGACAUCUGGGAUCCGGAGGAGGUGCCAGAAGGAUCGGAGUUUGAUGACAUGUGGGACCCCCGGGAACAGCCAGAAUAUGACAUUAUAUUCAAACAGCAGGUGGGAGCUGAGGAUGUAUUCCUGGGCAUGACCAGAAAGGACCCUUCUACAGCCUGCUGUGAGGAUCUCUUGGUUAAAAUUAAAUUGCCAGGUAUCAAGUCUUCUGACAUCACUCUGGAUAUCCAUGAAAAGGUUCUUGAUCUUCGUACCCCCAAGCAUAAGCUGCUUCUGCACCUUCCCCAUCCUGUGGACAGCAAGACUGGAAAAGCAAGUUUUAUCACAGAAAAGGAGACCCUUGAAGUCAUCCUGACCAUGAAAAGAGAGUUUGAUUUCAUUAAUUUUUUCUGAAAUUUUUUCUGGAAAUAAAAUAAGAUGUUGUCCCGUAAGACUAGAAGCUUCAUCGGAGUCCAAGGAAAACUCCCUGGAUGCUGAAUGGUUCUGUUGAUAAGAUCAUCCGUUUACAGGGUGAUCACUAAGGAAUGGAUUGGAUGUCUGUAUGAUCAAUUUAGUAGUUAGAACAAUGGAAAUGUUUAGACCAUAGAAUGUUUAAUCCUUUUGUGUCAGCAGUCUUAAGGACUCAACCCAGUGAAAGAUGCAAUAACAUAAUCCAUCCCUCAACAACUGGCCAUUAGCAUGGCAAAACCAAACCAAACCAAAAACCAAAAGGCCUUAUUUCUCUGUUAUCUGCUUCAUUUGGGUUCAAUUGUGUAGACUUGCAUUAUGAUGAAGUAGUUUAAAUGUUCCCAUUGUUGGUCUACCCAUUGUCCCAAAAGUCCUAGUGCACAUUAAGCUUAAAAACUUAAAACUGCAUUAGGACUUUGGGGACACUUUAUAGGUAUUAGCGUUUUCAUCAGACAUGUUUGAGUGGAAAAGGAAAUGAAGGGAUGCUGUCCUCUUUGAGAAAUUUGGACCUGUUUGAAAUGUUUGUUAUUAGUCAUAUUUUAAAAUCUUUAAAAAACUUCCCCCCCUCCCAUGCAGCCUUAUAAUUGCUACCAAUUAUUUACCUUUUUUUCCUACCCUUCAUUAUAUUGUGACCACUGAAUGCCUUGGAUUCUGAAAGGCAUUUAGAGAAACAAGUGGCAUUCUUAGCAAAUUGGCUGUCUCCCUCAUUUCCAAUCUUUCUUCUUAAUUGGUGACGUGUGCUAGUCUUUUGUCCCUGUUCUUGUUAACUGUUUGAGUAUAGUACACCCAUAGAUUAAAAAUGUCCCUCCAUUAG
Molecule: messenger RNA, 1639 nt
Organism: Dromiciops gliroides (monito del monte)
Lineage: Eukaryota; Metazoa; Chordata; Mammalia; Microbiotheria; Microbiotheriidae
Gene: DNAAF6
Product: dynein axonemal assembly factor 6
Exons: 7
Coding region: 184-771 (195 amino acids)
Biological process (GO): axonemal dynein complex assembly; flagellated sperm motility
Cellular component (GO): cytoplasm
Molecular function (GO): protein-folding chaperone binding; dynein intermediate chain binding
Source: RefSeq, a predicted model, not a curated record